Cantharellus anzutake is the source of this 862-nucleotide messenger RNA. RefSeq lists its product as uncharacterized. Lineage: Eukaryota; Fungi; Basidiomycota; Agaricomycetes; Cantharellales; Hydnaceae. Bases 81 to 860 code for a protein of 259 amino acids. The transcript has 3 exons. The record is from RefSeq and is a predicted model, not a curated record.
CCGGAGGCCAUUCUGACGUUUGCAUGGUACCAAUUCUUGUUGUCUCGGAGAAUAUCCGAAGAAUGCCAGAUGGUCAAAGGAUGGACCUUGACGCAUCAUUGUCGUCAUGGUGGCUUCUUCGACCCAUCAAAAGGAAAGGAAGUAGACCCGAACGACUUGCAGCGAUACAACGACAUAAUAGAGAACACCGGGAUACUAGAAAGGCCGCAAUACCAAAGAAAAAAAUCCUUGAUAGAAGCAAAGGCGAUGGGUUUUCGAAAUUUCUCGUUGUCCUUCAACUACUAUGGUUUAUCGCUCAAUAUGUCGGACGAUGGAAAAGCCAUUUGCACAGAUCGCAACUCGAGACAAUGACACUGGCGUAUGCGGCAUUAAGCCUCCUUGUUUACGUGUUGUGGUGGCAUAAACCCGUUAACAUUCGACUCCCAAUCCAUGUGACACAACAGUCCCGUUCCGUUCCUCUGACUUCCGAGGCAAACACUCAUGCAAAUCCGAUGUUCCUCAUGCGGGUGGAUGAGCCUGAGGGGUUGGAACUCAUUUCCAUUUUGGCAGCCACUGGGAUGAUCUUUGGGGGAAUCCAUUGCCUUGCAUGGUCGUUUCCCUUUCCGACAUACAGGGAGAUGAUUCUGUGGCGGGUUUCAGCAAUAUAUAUCACGGUGGCUCCUGUCUUUCCAAUUUUCACCGAAUGGUUUGAGGAACGUAUCAAUGACAAAAUUGGUGGCGUUACAACAGCGCUUGUUGCACUUGUUUACGCUGCUGCGCGGAUCAUACUCCUUGUCCUCACAUUCAGCUCUUUAGCUUCACCUCCGCCUGAUCUAUACCAGACUCCGUCUUGGUCAUCAUUCCUCCCGCAUUUUGGAUAGCU